AUGGACGAAACGGAGAAUAUAAACGUCAAAGAAACACCGUGUAUCUCGAUAAACUCGACCAAUCAUAGCUGGUAUGACAGUGUCGAUAGCGGUUACGUGUCGCUCACGCCUCAGUCCGGUGGCUACACGCCAAUUAUUUCAGGAUAUAGAUCUAGGGUAUCGUAUAUCUCGUCGAAGAGGCAUCAUAGAAUACGAUUGGAUCCUCUUCAAUCGGACUUGCGGGCCCAAAGACACAGCACACCUCAGAUAAUAAGCCAGGUUUCACCCAGGCGAAAAACGUCGCCGUCGUCGCAUAUCGUUCUAUCGCCAAACUGUGUAAAAAAAGCUAGUCCCCCGAUUACUUCGACGGACAACCAGAAAUCGAGUAAAUACUCGAUCACGAAUCUUGCUACGAUCGCCGAGAUCAAACCAAAGAGGUUGGACUUCAGUCAUUGUGCGUUGUCCGGUGCUCUGCAUCACAUCAGAGCCACGCCAGAUUACACGGGUAGAGAAACGGUGGAUAUACUGGCGCUUCUUGGCGACAAGAGCAAUCAUUGGAGAAUCGUGUCCAAGAUACUGUCGUUUCUCGGGCCGCAGGAUCUCUGUUCGGUAAGCAUGGUGUCGAAAACGUGGAGGACGAUUUGUAUGAACGAUUCUAAAGCCAAUACCAGAAGACUGAUCCACGUAAUACUCAGAAAGAACGUUAAAGAGAAUCUGAAGCUAAUCAAAAAGUCAAAGAUGGAGGGAGACAUUCAGAGCAGCCCCAAAAGCAGAUACGCCAGGAAAGGAUAUUUGCUCGAGGUGCAAAAUCUUCUUCAAGUACCAGGAAAUCAGCUACCACCUGGCAGUCCACCUGUUUCUCCCAGCAAAGUGAAAUUUCACUCUUUCGUCAAGGUAAGUGAAUUCCUCGAUGUAUUUGUCGUCAAAUAAGUAUCCCAUCGUGGAUUUCCAUUCGAAGUGAUACCUAAGAAAAUGAUCAUUAGAUGCAGAAUAAACGGAAAUAAGUAAAUGUAACUUGAAUUAUUCUACGUUGUUUCAAAUUAGUUUGAAACUUUUGUUACAUUUAUUUUAGAUGAAAUUCUACUUUAUCGACAAUUAAAUUUAACGUGGUAAUAUAUAAGGUGUAAGAAAUUAAAUUGAAUUAUCAGUUCAUCAACCUGUGUGAGAAACGUGAGAAAAAGCGCAUGCAUUUUCUACGGCGCGAACGUUGCCGUAUUUAAACGAUACACAAAGUUUCUCUCUGAGGAUCGUAUUCGAUCCCUGUAAAGAAAGAAAUAUAUGUUCUACAUCAGUCGGAGUCGUAUUUUUGUCGGCAUUCGAGUGACGAGUAGUCAAAUUUCAAUGAGAAUUUAUUUGCUAUUCUUAUUGUUAAAUAUUGAAUCUCGAAAGAAUUUUAUUUCGAUAAGACAGGAGGUUGCAUUGAUUUAGCAGGGAGAAUUGAAUAAUUUAUUAGAAAAAAAAUCGGAAACUUUAUUCUUUAUUUCUAACUGCAGUUAAAAAUAAUAUAAACUUAAUUUUACAGUUUAAUGCCGAUUUAUAA
Heterotrigona itama is the source of this 1519-nucleotide messenger RNA. NCBI's taxonomy places the organism in Eukaryota, Metazoa, Arthropoda, Insecta, Hymenoptera, Apidae. The record is from the annotation of a GenBank genome assembly.